ACGAGAUUUGACAUGUCUGAGUCCGUCUCGAGUUGUCAAUAAUGCCAUGACACAAUCAAGUAGGUUUAAAUGUCUAAAGUUUUUUGUUUUUGACUAGGUGCAGCAAUGUUGAAGUUAUAAUUUUAGUUACCAAUUUUCAGUAAUAUUUAAUUACUACUAUUAUAUUAAUUGUGAUAGAAAAGCAGACAAAAUGAUUGAAUUCACAGACGACUGGAUGAUGCACAAGAGCAUCCUCGGCGAAGGGGCGUACGGAGAAGUUAAAUUAAUCGUUAACAAACACACAAACGAGAAGAUAGCUUGCAAGAUUAUUAAUUACGGCAAACACGACGAUGUGGAAGUCAGUAUUAACAAAGAAGUGAUAAUUCAUCGAAUGUUGAACCAUGACAACAUUAUUAAGUAUUUUGGGAGAAGGAAAGAACCUCUGAGGGAAUAUAUUUAUUUGGAAUAUGCGUCACGUGGUGAACUUUUUCAGAUGAUUGAGCCCGACGUGGGGAUGUCAUCUUGUUUAGCGCAAACUUACAUGAAACAGUUGUUAACUGGGUUACAGUAUUUACACAACUUAGGAAUCGUUCACCGUGACAUAAAACCCGAGAAUUUGUUGAUCAAUGAUGAGGGGGCACUCAAAAUUAGUGACUUUGGUAUGGCUACGUUGUUCCGUUGUAAAGGAAAAGAGAGAUUGUUGGAUCGAAAAUGCGGUACUAAGCCUUAUUGCGCACCCGAGAUUUUUGUAAAACCGUAUAAAGCGCAGCCCGCUGAUAUUUGGAGCUGUGGAAUAGUGUUAAUCGCGAUGUUAACAGGAGAGCUGCCUUGGGCAGACACUACUUGUGAAGAAUUCAUCAACUACAAAAAUGAUAGUUACAUCACAGUCACCCCCUGGAGUAAAUUAGGAAACGCUACCCUAAGUCUAAUCCGGAAAAUCCUUGCCAUAGACCCCAACAAGAGACUGACUAUAGACCAAAUCAUGAAGCACCCAUGGAUGAAAUUCAAUUUUGAGGACCAAAAAUCUGACGUUGUUGACGGGUCUAAUCCACACUUGGUGAAGCGCUGGAACUCCAUGUUGGAAGCCGAGACCCGCAUUCACAGAACCAACCCCAACGUGACGCUCUCUCAACCCACUCCAGCGGUCCGGCCUACGUCCAUUGACCAACUGGUGACCGAUUUAAGAACAAAUCGUGAAGUUGUGUGCUUCUCGCAGCCUACUCAUAACGACGAUAUGCUCCUCAGCUCGCAACUUCACUUCAACGAAACUCCGCUCACUAGAGAAAGUUUCAAUAAUCUAGUGAAGAGAAUGACGAGAUUUUAUGUUACAACUAACUAUGAGAAAACUUUGGAAGUGUUGUGUUCUGUUUUAGAUACUUUUCAUUAUAACUGGCAGACGGAUAGCACUGGAGCUGUAACAAUUUCGACCGUUGAUUUAAUGAAAAAUCAGCUGGUUUUUAAGACUAAUGUUAUAGAGAUUCAGGGGAAAAUUCUCGUUGACUUCAGGCUUUCCAAAGGCUGUGGUAUCGAAUUUAAGAAAAAAUUCAAGAAACUGAGAGAGUGCCUUGACGAUAUUGUUGAAAAAGACGAAUAGUUUGACGUUCCUUAACUUGUUGCUUUGUUGUUUGAUUUUUGUACUUUGUAAUAUUUUUCUAAUAAAAGGGUUUAAUAUA
Messenger RNA from Zophobas morio, 1652 nucleotides. RefSeq names its product grapes (gene grp). The record is from RefSeq and is a predicted model, not a curated record. The transcript has 5 exons. Gene Ontology annotation, biological process: protein phosphorylation; intracellular signal transduction. Gene Ontology annotation, molecular function: protein serine/threonine kinase activity; ATP binding. Gene Ontology annotation, cellular component: cytoplasm. NCBI's taxonomy places the organism in Eukaryota, Metazoa, Arthropoda, Insecta, Coleoptera, Tenebrionidae. Bases 191 to 1573 code for a protein of 460 amino acids.